Molecule: messenger RNA, 996 nt
Organism: Phaeoacremonium minimum UCRPA7
Lineage: Eukaryota; Fungi; Ascomycota; Sordariomycetes; Togniniales; Togniniaceae
Product: putative malate l-lactate dehydrogenase protein
Exons: 1
Coding region: 1-996 (331 amino acids)
Molecular function (GO): oxidoreductase activity
Source: RefSeq, a predicted model, not a curated record
AUGAAAGUUGAGCUUCGAGAAGCGGAACGACUAGCCUGCGAUGUUCUUCGUUCGAUAGGCUACAGCGAGGAUGCCUCCAACCGUAUCACAAAGCACAUCCUUGACAGUCAGCUCCGUGGCUACUCAGCCGCAGGAUUUGCCCGCCUUCUAGCCAUUCGAGACCGUCUGAACGGAAAGCCGCCGAAUGAGCAGAUUGAGAUCACCAAUGAGACGCCAGUGCUGGCACAUCUGGACGGGCAUGACACAUUUGGGUACUUGGUCGGCGGACAAGCCAUGGAGAUGGUGAUCAAGAAGGCUAAGCAGCUGGGCAUCGCGAUUGUCGGAGCUAGCAAUACCUGGACGACGGGGAUGCUUGCUUACUAUGCCGAGAUGGCUGCCAAAGAAGACCUGGUCACUAUCAUUACGGCCAACUCGACUCCCUGGGUUGCUGCUCAUGGUGGCACGAAGGGCUUGAAUGGAACGAACCCCCUGUGUAUCGGCUUUCCGACAAGCAAGACGCCAGUGAUCCUGGACAUCGCGACGUCGAAACUGCUACAUGCCGAUAUCGUUCUGGCGCAGCGCCUCGGGACGGAGCUUCCACCAAACUCUGCCUUCAACGCGAAGGGAGAGCCCACGACUAAUCCAUGGGAGGUAUUUGAAGGUGCAAUAGCUCCCUGGGGAGGCUACAAAGGCUCUGGGAUUGCGUCCAUGGUGCAGCUCUUUGGAGUUCUGGCUGGAUCGCCUGCAUUUCCACCGCCAUUGGGGCAGUUCGGCUUCAAUGUCAUUGCAGUGGAUCCCAGCAAGUUCAGACCGCUUGACGACUAUAAGAGGGAAGUAGAUGCAUACUGCGAGAGACUAAGAGCGAGUCCGCCAGCGGCAGGUGAUGACCCUCUUCGAAUGCCCUUUGAUCGGUCUGCAGAGCUACGAAAGGCGGCUCUCAAAGUUGGAGAAGUCGAGAUUGACGAUUCUAUUUACAGUACAUUAGUAGAGCUGUCGGGCAAAGGUGCGAGAAGCUGA